This is a messenger RNA of Asterias rubens (European starfish), 1183 nucleotides long. RefSeq names its product 5-methyltetrahydropteroyltriglutamate--homocysteine methyltransferase-like. The record is from RefSeq and is a predicted model, not a curated record. Bases 50 to 1132 code for a protein of 360 amino acids. Lineage: Eukaryota; Metazoa; Echinodermata; Asteroidea; Forcipulatida; Asteriidae. The transcript has 9 exons. Gene Ontology annotation, molecular function: 5-methyltetrahydropteroyltriglutamate-homocysteine S-methyltransferase activity; zinc ion binding.
CAGUAUAGCCGCUACCGAACAUACGAACGGCCACCUACUUCAAGUGACUAUGCCGCUCAAAACUACAGUUAUCGGCAGCUACCCAAAGCCGCCAUACCUUGAUGUACCGUCAUGGUUUGACGUGCAAGAACCCAGUUUACUAUUUGCAAAGUAUGGACAGUUUAAAGCCAUCACGGAAAGCACUGCGGGAUUGCAGCAGCUCCACCUCAGAGCUUUGACUGAUGUUUUAAAAGAACAAGCAGAUAUAGGGAUCGAUGUCGUUACUGACGGUGAGCUUGACCGAGAGAGUUACGUAUGGUAUUUAUGUCGUCAUUUAAGAGGAAUCAGCUUUGACAACUUGGAGAAGUGCAGUUAUCGAAACGGAGCAUGUGUGAGCGUUCUGCCGAAAGUAGUCGGUCCGAUAGAGGCGGGUGAUGAUUGUGAAGUUAUUGUCAAGAAAUGGAUCGAAGCACAGGCGAUUUCAUCCAAACCCGUUAAGGCAACUAUUCCAGGACCGUUCACCAUUAUUGGGACAACACAAAACAAGUUUUACAGUGAUGAAAAACAACUCAGCUUAGACCUGGUGACUGCGAUACAGAAAAUCAUGAAAGGACUAGCCGAUGCCGGGUGCAAACACAUACAGCUUGACGAACCAGUGUUUAUGCGCGAUGUAACAAAGUGUCUGGAUUAUGGGAUUGAACAUGCAUCGAAAUGUAUCGACGGUCUUGGGAAUGACGUCACAAAGACUAUACAUCUGUGUUGCGGUUACCCACAGUACUAUGAACAAGAAAACUACAUGAAGGCUGAACCGGAAGGAUACUUUCAAAUUGCAGAUGCCAUCGACAGAGCAGGAUUUGACGAAGUUUCCAUCGAGGAUGCCCACUGCCGAAAUGACUUGAGUCUGCUACGACACUUUAAGAUGUCUAGAAUCAUCCUAGGAUCAGUGACUAUUGCAAGCAGCAAGGUAGAGUCAGUUGAUGAAAUACGCGAGAGGCUAAAGAAUGCUCUUCAGUUCAUCCCCAGUGAUCGACUCGUCGUGGCUCCGGAUUGUGGAUUGGCGUUUCUUCCACAUGACAUCAUGAGACAAAAGUUAUUGAACAUGGUAGAAGCUGCAAAAUCACUUCCCAUGCUUAAAGACAAUGGACACCUUUGACAAAAAAUUUGAACUCAAAAUUGGUCGUCGAAGUUGCGAGAUAAUAAUGAA